Harpegnathos saltator (Jerdon's jumping ant) is the source of this 3281-nucleotide messenger RNA. RefSeq names its product sprouty signaling antagonist (gene sty). The transcript has 3 exons. Bases 890 to 2848 code for a protein of 652 amino acids. Gene Ontology annotation, biological process: negative regulation of MAP kinase activity; animal organ development; negative regulation of fibroblast growth factor receptor signaling pathway. The record is from RefSeq and is a predicted model, not a curated record. NCBI's taxonomy places the organism in Eukaryota, Metazoa, Arthropoda, Insecta, Hymenoptera, Formicidae. Gene Ontology annotation, cellular component: cytosol; membrane.
GCGAACCCAUUGUCAGUCGGUCGUCGGUGGUCGUGUGGUUUGCGUCUUGUUUCUAUCUUCCCUCUCCCUCUUGUCCCUGGUGUGUGUGUGUGUGGUGUGUGUGCGCGCGCGCGCGCGCGCCUCUCUCCCUCUCUCCUCUCCCUGCCGCUCACUCGCUCAUUCACUGGUCUCUCCGGCAUCCAGCAGCUGUUGCGCCUCUCGAGUUCCUUCCGGCGAAGAGCCUCGCCCGUGUGUGCCCGUUCUCGGCACGGUUCGCCGUUUUCCGCUCGCGAACUCGACGCUGCUACCGCAGUUGCCGUCGGUGCUCUGGGCAACCCGUGCGGAUUCUACGUGCGCGUAUCGUCCUCGACUACGGCACUCUUACGGGGACUCUCAGGCGGAUUCCCGCUCGCGAGUCGCCCGGACUCUCAUGAUAUUGGCGAUCCGCGCGAACGUGGGGGACAGAGAGACGACGGAGAAGCGCGGCAAGAGUGGAAUGGACGCAGGACGAAAGUGCGAGUAACGGAGUGCUCGUCGUCCCACCCGACGGCUCUUCCACUGGUCCAUAUUUUCUCUCUCUCUCUCUCUCUCUCUCUGUCUCGAGGACGACGUAACGCGUCGUCGUCAUCGUCGUCAUCGUGUCGUUGUUCCUGAUGCCGUCGUCGUGCGAGGGCGAGAGAGAAUGCAGAUUCGAGCGUCGCGACAACCGCGUCGGCGACUCGAGGAGCACCUCGAACCUCGGGAACGUUCCUCGCGAGUACCCACGGGGUCGUCCUCGUCGCCCUGCGGACCGUUGUGCUCGCGCGUGAGAGUGCGUGCCGUCGCUGCCGACUGCAGAUUUCGUCGGCCUCCACGGCGGAAUCCACGUUCUUUUCUGCCAGCUCGCUAGUCCUAUGAAUUUUCAGUGGGGAUGAAGCGCGUGUCGCGAGGGCGAGAGGAAGCGGACGCGGAGCAUUAUCGAGCCCCAUCCUCGCUAAUGGAACGCCCUCGUCGAGAGUGCCACCACCUCGUGCGGGCUGGGCAGUGCGGAUUACCGAGGCGACACUUACCCCAACGUCAAGUCAGCGUCCAUCGGUCCCAGGUACACCACCGACGGCUGUCGAACAAUGGGCUAGCGAGCGGGCGGUACCGGUUUGGACGGGUCGUGCCGCAGCAGCAGCAGCAGCAGCAGCAGCAGCAGCAGCAGCAGCAGCAGUGUCAUCAGGAUCACUGGCAUCAGCACCACCGUCAGCAGCGUCGUCCAGAGACGCGUAGCCUAGCAACAGCAGCGGGCCGUCUUGAAGUGAGAGGUCGGCCGAUGUCGCGUAACGAUGCGAUACCGCCGCUCACGCGGCACCCUUCCUCGCGAACGAACAAUGCCGCCGCUGGUAGCUUCACCAGCAGCGCCGCCGCCACUGCCGGCGGCGGUGGCGGCAGCGGCGGCAACGGCGGCGGCGGCGGCGGCGGCGGCGGCGGUGCCGACGACUGUGGCACCGGCGAGGACGCCGCGGAUCAUCACCCGCGUGUCGUCUUCGCGGAGGAGUGCGUGCACGAUCACAGUCGGCCAUUCCCGCCGCCUCGGCUACCGUCUGUGCCGCCGCCACCGCCACCCCCGCCGAACGUGACGACGACAACGACGACGACGGCGUCGGUACCCGGGACACCGACGUCCCGAAUAGCACCCCUUACCAUGCCCCUCACUCCGUUGUCGAGUUCCUUUCGGAGCAGGCCGGCCCUGCGUCGUCCGCAGAACGUGGACACGUCGAGCGACGCGAAUUCCAGGAACCUGCUGGCGUCACCCGCGGACGUCACGACGACGACGACGACGACGACAACGACGACGAUGACGACGGCGACAACGACGACGACGACAACGACAACGACCACAAUGUCGUCGUCGUCGUCGCCCAGAAGCCCGCUCGGCGAGGUGAGCUUAGCCACGCCACGACCCGACGGCGAGCGGACCAUCAACGAGUACGUCGAGACGCCGUUUAAGCACUCGUGCUGCAACCAAGAACGACGUCUCGACGCCGACAACAAGGUCGUCGGCGACUGCCCGAAGAUCGAGAGGAGGCACCACCAUAGCAACCAUCAGCACCUCAGUCACCACCAUCAUCACCACCUGCGGCUUCAUCACGAGACUGUGACGGACACCGCCUUGGUACCGACGCAUCGGACACGUGGCCGCGCGAGGAACCAUCACCAAGGUCUGCGUAGUGGCUUCAACGGCGGCGCCACCACCGGUGUCUCCUCCAUCGCCACGUCGGCGACGACGACAGCGCCGGCGACCGGCACCGCCGUCACCAAGCAGCCGGUCUCCUUCACCAAGGAACCCGCCAACAACCUCGGCGCACGGGCACCCUACGAUCCGGCCGGUCUGUCGAUCAUAUGUGACUUUUGCGACAAGUGCCGCUGCGAAUCGUGCCGUGAGCCGCCGCCUUUGCCGAGCAGGUGGCUCUGCGACAACACGUGCCUCUGUUCGGCCGAGACCAUAUUGGACUACGCCUCCUGCCUGUGCUGUGUGAAAGGUCUCUUCUACCAUUGCGUGGACGGCGGCAGCGGCGGCGUGGCUAGCGGCGUGGACGGCGAGGUCGGCGCGAGUUGCUCCGACGAGCCGUGCUCUUGCACCGGCCACCGCAAGAUCUCCAGGUGGGCCUGCCUGGGCGCCUUGACGCUCAUCAUGCCGUGUCUGCUGUGCUACUGGCCGUUCAAGGGCUGCGUCACCCUCUGCGAGGCGUGCUACGCGCGUUACGCGGCGCAGGGCUGCCGUUGCAACCCGAGCACGGUCGGUUCAGGCGCCGGCGGCAGGCACCAUCCGAUCGCCGGCGACAUCGGGGACUCCAGGGAUCCGGAGAAGAGGUUGUUGGACCCGGUCACGCCGGAACUCUGAGUGGAGAGGAGGCCUGUAAGGGUUGUAGGCUGUUGCAUGCUCCCGUGGUGUUCUCGAUGCGUGCGUUCGCCACCGGAGGAAGAAGGAGGAGGAGGCCUGUCAAGGACUUUGCCCUCUCCCCCCGUCCCAGGUGCGAUAAACACGUGGACACACCGCGCGGUCGGGGUGGAGAUCCAUUCGCCGCGUCGUCGGACGUCGGCAGGCUGCGUGCGUGCGUGUGCGGUCGCAGAGGGAGCAAGAGUGAAUUGCAUCAAGUACAACACCUGCAUUUAAGUCGAGGAGAACGAUACCGGAUUUUGACGAAACUGUACGUCUGACGUGUCGAUCGCGAAUAUCUUUAUUUAUUAUUCUUCCAUGAACGAAAAGUGCGUGCGCGUUUGUGUAUGCGUGUAUGUGUGUGCGUGUGUGUCUGUUGGGUGCGAGAGAGAGAGAG